UGUUUUUGGUAUUUGUUCUGGUGGGCACCAUGGAGCCCUGGCUCGAGGUGGUGGUGGUGGCUGCUGAUUCCCCGGAGCUGGGCUCGGACAGGGACACGGUGGCUGGGGAGGGGAGCUCCCCUGCUAGGAAGAGACCUCGCCGCUCCCCAUCCCGGACAGAGACUCCCAUGGAGUGGGAGCCCCUGGAGCCAGCUGGUCAGGAUCGCCCCACAUGGGGUACCCCCAGCUGGCCGUGCUCCACUUCCCGGUCCCGCUGCUCCAUUUCCCCCAGCCACUGGACCACCGACCAUUGGGACCCGACUCACGAGUGGCCCAAGGAACCGGCUGGGCCAAGAAAGUUGGCCGAUGAAUCCGCACCAGCCUCGGGGGGCCUCCCCAGUCUAGUCCCUUGCAGCAGCCAGUCACAGCCAGCCGCGCGCUCGGAUCCCAGACCCUCUGCCUCCUGCCAUGGAACAAGGGACCUGGCGCGCCAGCGGUCAAAGAAGCCUGCUCGGUCAAAGCGUUGGAAAUCCAUGGGAAACAGAGGCCUCGCAGCCAUUGUUCCACUGGUGCAGGGCAUCCUGUCGGCCUUCGCCUCGGGCCUGAGGCUGGCAAAGCUGCUGGAGCUCAUGAGGAACCAGCACGGGGUCGACAUGGAGGCUCUGUGCCGGGCUGAGAGUGCCCCGGAUGUCCUGGGGCUGCUGGCCCAGGUGCCUGGGCUGGGGGUACGCACCCCUGAGAGAGGUCCCCAGUGCCUUAUCCAGCUUAAGAGAGCAUUGGCAGAUGAAUACGCACCAGCCCCAGGGGGCCCCCCCAGAUUAGCCCCAUGCAGCAGCCAGUCACAGCCAGCCCUGCACUUGGAUCCUGGGUUCUCUGCCUCCUGCCGCCCCGGAAGAGGGGACGUGGUGCGCCAGCAGCCGAAGAAGCCUGCUCGGUCAAAGAGACGGAAAUCCAUGGGAGACGGAGAUGUGGUUGCCACCCUCGCCCCCUUUCUGGGCCAUGUCCUGCACCCCUUCCCCCUGGGCCUGGGGCUGCCCAAGCUGCUGGAGGCUGUGCGGCGGGACCACGACCUGGACCUGAUGGUGCUGAGCCGGGAAGCAGGGUAUAACGAUGUGCUGGGGCUGCUGGGGCAGGUGCCCGGGAUCUGGUUACACAAGUCAUCCAGAGGCAGCACAUACACCGUGCACCUCCAUGCAGCAUUGGCAGAUGAAUCUGCACUAGCCCCAGGGGGCCCCCCCAUUCCAGCCACAUGCAGCAGCCAGUCACAGCCAGCUCCGUGCUCGGAUCCUGGGUCCUCUGCCUCCUGCCGCCCCGGAAGAGGGGACCUGGCACAGCAGCAGCCGAAGAGAUGGAAAUCCAUGGGAGAUGGAGGUGUGGCUGCCACCCUUGCCCCCUUUCUGUGGAACAUCUUGCGCCCCUUUCCCCUGGGCCUGGGGCUGCCCAAGCUGCUGGAGGCCGUGCGGCAGGACCACGACCUGGACCUGGUAGUGCUGAGCCGGGAAGCAGGGUAUAAAGACAUGCUGGGGCUGCUGGGGCAGGUGCCCAGGAUCUGGCUACACAAGUCAUCCAGAGGCAGCACAUACACCGUGCACCUCCACGCAGCCCCAUGGACCCCAACUCCUGCUGACCUUCCGGCGGGGGGAGUGAUGCCCCCCAAGCUGGGAAUGUGGGAGGGAGCCGAGAGGCCGGGCGGAGCGAGUCUGAUGCAGAUCCGAGGGCCCCCAGGCUCCCACCCCUGUCUCUCUCCUUGUGGGGCCAGAGCCGCUUGGUGUCGGGGGAGGGGCUUAGGGGAUACCGCUGCAGGGGGGUCUCCUCCCACCUACAAGUGGCAGCCCUGCAGUUUGUCUGAUGGGGGAAUGUGAGGGGCUUUUUCCCUUCCCUCCCUCAGAGGCCUAGAGGAGUGGAGCUGGGAGUGAAGGCCCCACCCCUAGAGCAAGUCCCCCAGCAGGGAGUAGUCGGCUCAAGGGCCUCAGACCCUGGCAAGGGUUGGUCAUGUUUCUUCCCAAGCCCCAGAGGCCAAGAGGGGCCUUGUUAAUUGCCAGUAGAGACCCAACAAAGGUCUCAUGACUCCGGGAGCUGGGGCUCUAGCCCUGAUGGGCCCCUGCUCCAGGGUCCCAACCAGCAGGUGCAGGGUAAAUGCCGCAAGGAAACACAAACUCCCUCUUUCAACUGGCCAAGCGCCUUGUUGUGGGGGUUUGUACAUAAUUAUUGUCCCUCAUCAGCAUGCCAGUUGGCAACAGAACCCAGGUUCCUAGUCCCCCCUGCUCUAACCACUAGACUCCCCUUCCCCCUCCCCAAGCAGGGGGAUAGAACCCAGGAGUCCUGCCCCCAAGCACUAGACCCCAUUAAAACCCAGUUCUUGGCCCAGUUGUUUGGGCUCUGGCUCCUUCAGAGCGUUGCUUCCCAGUGUGGCACUGGAAUCCCAGUUCAUCCCAGUAUAGCCACCAGUACUGCCUGGAAAUGUCCCAGGGGCUUCCCCUAGCCCCCCGUCCCAGCUGAUCCCAGUAACGCUCCAGCACCCCUGUAGUUGCUAGGUCCGAGCCCAGUUCACCCCUGGGGCAUGGGA
Molecule: messenger RNA, 2545 nt
Organism: Dermochelys coriacea (leatherback sea turtle)
Lineage: Eukaryota; Metazoa; Chordata; Testudines; Dermochelyidae
Exons: 10
Coding region: 30-1841 (603 amino acids)
Source: RefSeq, a predicted model, not a curated record